AUGUUAUUAAUCUUAAUAAUAUUCGUUGAAUUAAUAAAUGGUAUUUAUAUGACAAAUCAAUUUAUUGAAGAACCAGAAGAUAUUGAAACAAUAAUUGGAUCAACAAUAAUUCUUCGUUGUCGAACAGAACCUAUUCAUCAAACUCAAGUUAAUUGGUGUAAAAAUGAUUUUUGCACAUUAGGAAAAACACGAGAUUUACCAUUUUAUCCUCGUUAUCAAAUUAUUGGACAUGCUCAUCAAGGUGAACAUCAUUUUAAAAUAGUUAAUGUAUCAUUAGAAGAUAAUGGAAUGUAUCAAUGUCAAAUUCAAGCUGGACCUCGAAGAUCUGGUUCAAUGUCACGAAAAGCUAAAUUAACUGUUUUACAAAUUCCAACAAGUUUAUCAAUUGAUAAUCCAAUAAUAUUAAUAGAAAAUGUUUUAUCAUUUAUUAUAUGUCGAGGAGAUAAUGGUAUGCCUGAAGCUAAACUUUCUUGGCAUAUUCCCAAAUCAAUAAAUUAUUUAUCAAUAAAUGAUUAUGUUCUUUUAUCUGGUCAAUCAUUAAGAAAUUCAAUAUCAAAUUUAACAUUAAUACCAAAUAGAUCUUAUCAUGGUAUAUUAAUUCAAUGUCAAGCACAUUCAUCUGCUAUUUUAUUAAAUAAUAAAACAAUGAUAACUCAACAAUAUAUUCAAACCAUUUUUCGACCUGAAAUAAAUAUUAGUUUAAUUGGUCAACAAAUAGAAAAUAAAAUAAUAACUAUUCAAUGUUAUGUUAAUUCUCGACCAAAAUUAAUUAAAAUCGAAUGGUUUAAUGGAACUGAUUUAUUAAAUGUAACUAAUGAAAAUCGUUUAUCAUUUAUAUUAACAAGAUAUAUGCAUAAAAAUAAAAUAACUUGUCAAGCAACAAAUCAAGUUGGAAAAACAAAUCAAUCAAUAGAACUUUAUAUUACUUAUAAACCAAUAUUUAUAGAUAAAUAUGGAAAUAAAUUAAAUAAUUAUUCAGUUGUAUUAGUUAAUGAAGGAGAAUCAAUUGAAUUAGAAUGUUUUAUUGAUUCAUCUCCAUCAUCAUUAAUAACUUGGAUAUUCAAUAAUAAAAUAAUAUCAAUAAAUAAAACAUUUUUUCAAAUAGAUUAUAUUCAAACUAUUCAACAUAUUGGCAUUUAUAUAUGUUCUGCACAUCAUUCUUUUUUUGGAACAUUUAAUAGAACUAUUCGACUUGCAUUAAAAGGACCACCUGAAAUGAUUGAAGAUAAAAUAAUUGAUUCCGUUUAUGUUGGACAAUCAGUGAUACUUGUUUGUUCGAUUUCAAAAGAUAUUCCUAUUCAAGAAAUAUAUUGGUCACGAGAAGAUCAAUCAAAAAUAAUUUCAAAUGAAAAAUAUGAAAUAAAUGAAAAUGAAAGAAUAAAUCAAUAUGGUUCAUCAAUAACUAAAUAUCAAUUAAGAGUUAUUCAUAUAAAUCAUUUAUUAAUUCGACCUUUUUUUUUAUAUGGAUCAAUUAUAAUUGGUAUUUUUAUUUCUUUUAUUUUAAUUAUUUUAGCAUUAAUUAAUAAUUAUCAACAAAAAAAAACAAAAAGAAUAAGAAAAAAAUCUUCAACAACAGAUGAAACAAUAUCAUCUUUAACUAAACAACAAGAAUAUGUUCAACAUGAUUAUCAAGAUGAACCUAAUUCAAUAAUUGAUCAACAAUUUAUUCAUAAUCAUACAAAUGAUAUAUUCGAUUCUUGUCAACAUGAUUUAUUUUAUUUCGAAAACAAUUCAAAAAGAUAUUCAACUGUUGUUUAA
Messenger RNA from Rotaria sordida, 1758 nucleotides. Lineage: Eukaryota; Metazoa; Rotifera; Eurotatoria; Philodinida; Philodinidae. The record is from the annotation of a GenBank genome assembly.